Messenger RNA from Periophthalmus magnuspinnatus, 2230 nucleotides. It is a transcript of the gene pofut2, whose product is annotated as protein O-fucosyltransferase 2. Lineage: Eukaryota; Metazoa; Chordata; Actinopteri; Gobiiformes; Gobiidae. The record is from RefSeq and is a predicted model, not a curated record. Gene Ontology annotation, molecular function: peptide-O-fucosyltransferase activity. Gene Ontology annotation, biological process: protein O-linked glycosylation via fucose. The transcript is spliced from 9 exons. The coding region runs from base 6 to 1343 and encodes 445 amino acids.
GAAACAUGGCCGGAACUGCGGCAUUUGUACAGAGUUCUUUCAUUUAUUCACUCCACUGUUUUAGCUUACUUCGUUUAUUUAUUUGCUUAGCUUUUUCGGCGUUUCAAACAGCAGGUAGUAAUAAUGUUUUCAGUGCAAGCCACACGGCUACUGCAUCAGUGGCUGCUGCCAGAGAUCUAAGGUACCUAUUGUAUGAUGUGAACCCUCCUGAGGGGUUCAAUCUGCGGAGAGAUGUCUACAUACGAUUGGCAUCUUUAAUAAAGACUUUAAGAAAAAAUGGGGAUGAUUGGGUGCUGGUGCUUCCUCCGUGGGGUCGCCUCUACCACUGGCAGAGUCCAAACAUUCACCAGAUCCGCAUCCCGUGGGGAGAGUUCUUCAGUCUUACAAGUCUGCAGGCCAAUGUCCCUGUCAUUGAAUAUGAAGAAUUUAUUUCUGAGAAUGGUGGCCCUUUCAUUGACCAAGUACUUGUUCUUCAAAACUACGCUGAAGGAUGGACUGAUGGCAAAUGGGAAGAAAAGGUUGAUGAGCGUCCAUGUAUUGAAAAACUGAUGUACAGCAAAGAUAAACAAAGUUUCUACAGGGGGUGGUUUUGGGGCUAUGAAGACACAAGAGCCCGACAUGUAACUUGUUUAUCAGCUCAGGGACAUGCUUCAAUAAUGGCCCCAAUUCUUCAGAAAAAUAUAACAGCAACGUCGGUGAUGCUUGAUCGAGCUGAGACACUGCUUCAUGAUCAUUAUGCGGGAAAGGAUUAUUGGGAUACUCGCAGAAGCAUGGUUUUUGCAAAGCAUUUGCGUCUCAUUGGAGAUGAAUUCCGAAAGAAGCACCUGAACUCAACAGAUGAAAUGGACCGUACUAUUUACAAUGAGGACUGGACGCGUAUGAAGGCUAAAUUGGGCACGGCUAAAGGUGGCCCAUAUCUGGCUGUACAUCUACGAAGGAAAGACUUUAUCUGGGGUCAUAGAGAGGAUGUUCCGAGCCUUAAAGGAGCAGUGAAAAAGAUACAUAGCCUAAUGAAGAAACACAAUCUUGGCCAAGUUUUUAUUGCAACUGAUGCAGAUGAAGAAGAGAGCAGGGAGCUCAAAAGACUGUUACCAGAAAGUGUGAGAUUUGAACCAUCUGCAGAAGAUUUGGAUCUUUUCAAAGAUGGUGGAGUGGCCAUUAUUGAUCAGUGGAUUUGUGCUCAUGCAAGGUUUUUUAUAGGAACUUCUGUGUCCACUUUUUCAUUUCGGAUCCACGAGGAAAGGGAAAUCCUUGGUUUUGACCCUAAGACGACGUACAAUCGUUUCUGUGGAGACAAAGAGAAAGACUGUGAGCAGCCAACACACUGGAAAAUAGUUUACUAAUAUGACAGCAACAUAUCAGAUCUCACAAGUGCCAAAAGACAGUGUUACAACAGUGCUCGAUGUACUUAAAAUAUUUGUAUUGUGUACAACAUGUUUCUGGUGCAAAGUGUAGAGUUGAUAAUUUAGUCUUUACUCACCAUUUUUCAUGAAAAACUCUGUGUACAAUGCCUUUUUAAAACUUGUUAGUAUACAUAUUUAUUAAUAUUUACCACUAUCUCUGUGUCAUUUUUAAUUUGUUUAAAAUUAAUUAAAAUUGCUUGACCACAUAGCUACCUCUUGUUUAAAUAAUAGCACAAAUAAACAUGAAGAAAGGAAAGGAAACAAAUAAAAUAACAAUAUUAUAUUAUAUGUAUAUAUAAUAUUUUUUGUUUGUAACUUGGAUGAUGGAAAACUGGUAAAAAUUUAACAAAGCUACUCUUCUAAGAAUUUGAAAACAGUGAAAAAAAAAAUACUGAUUUUUGUAUUGAUGGAAAGUUACUUUAUGCCAGUAUGUUGGAAAUUGUGUGUUUUAAUUUCCUACAUAUUAUCCCCACAUUUUAUGCACUCAUAUGCUUAAGGUGUAUUCUAGCAGACUAGACACUAUUGAUUAUAACUAUUGCCCACUGUAGUUUCAGUUAUCUGACUUGUGGUAGGGCAUCUGGUGUAAAUAUCUGCCAACAGAAUGAUUCAUUGCAAUACCUCUGUCACGAAAGGGUGAAACUGAAUAUAUAAAACUAUGUCACCUCUGCUCCUAAUGCCAAACCCUGCUGCUCAUUGUCUAGCAUUUACUUAGAAUGGAAAAUAUGCCUAGUCACCUCUGUGUACAAUAUGCCUAAAGGUCACCUCUAAUGUAAAAUAAUAACACCACAACAAUAGGCCACUGUAUCUUAAUAAAGAAGCCUGUUUCU